UCAGCUUAUAUCACUUCAUUAAUGUCGGAGUCAACAGAAAUUGCAAUUAAUCAACUCUUAACACAUUUGCCCUUACUAAGGCCUGGGAAUAUAGAGUGCAAACAAAGCUACCUAUUGGCAAUACCAGAAUUAGUGAGUCAUUGUGUGAGCACAGGACAGUUUACAGAACAAACACAGCAGCUUUUGAGCUACACUCUAAUACACCCAGCUAUAACUAAUCAGGACAGACGUUCUUUAACUCAAUGGCUUAGACAUUUGGAAGAUCGUAUUAGUGGUACACCACCUAUUACCGGUCUUGAAGAUUAUCCAAAUACUCCAAUCAGAUGGGAGAGUCCAUGGCAAAGGAAUUCCAAGCAGCAAAGCGAUCAGGCUAAUCUAUUUAAUACGCAACCGGCCCACACGUUUCUACAAUUUCAACCCCGUCAACGUCGUUCAAAUAGUUUGACGCCACCGGUGCCGCCGCCACAUCAACUCGAAAUCUUCGAACGUACUAAUAAUGCGAACAAUUCAUCCAGGCAUAAGCCGCGUAGCUUUAGCGUCUCCGGAGAUCACACCAGCAAUAUUAUCGGUUUGGGUCCACUGAGCCCACAGAGUUCCUGUGCGAGUAGCGGUAGCGAGGGUCGUUUGGAUGACGCUUCCAAUCGUUCGCUCGCAAGCGGUAUGAGAGAUGUACAAUCAUGGCUUAAAACUUUACGCCUCCAUAAGUAUAGUUACUUGUUUGUUACCAUGAGUUAUGAGGAGAUGCUGCAAUUGACGGAGGAUCAAUUGGCAGAGCAGGGAGUUACAAAGGGGGCUAGGCACAAACUGGCUCUCUCUAUCGCUAAGCUGCAGCAACGAUAUAACACGCUCUUGAAUCUGGAAAAGGGUCUGGUGCAACCUAGUGCCCGCGAUGGCAUGCAAAAUACUUCGUUCUCGCAGGGUUCAUCUUUACUCAUUAAUACGAUGGAUGAGCUCAAAACGAUCUUAGCCACCCCUAUGAAACCGAGUCAAGAAAACGAUCCUCAAGAUAUCCCUGCACAGUUUACAAAAGUGCUUGGAAAGUUAUGCAGUAGAUUGGCUCUGGACAGCGUAGAAGACAGUGUUUUGUGCGCAUGCAUUAACAUCUUGGAAAAAGUAUUGCAGCAUGAUUGUUUCACUCCAAAUCAAAAGGAGAAGGUGCAACAAUGGCGCAGUAGACUCGGCAAUCCGCGACCAACUCCAAAGUGGCAACACAAUUACGGCUACAAUAACAGGAGGUACGGCAAUUCGCAACAACACAACAGAAAGCCGAGUUUAAAUUUGAACCACAUUCACACCACCCAUUUGCACAACAACCAUUUUAUGAUUACUCCGCAUAGAAACAGUAUAUCUUCGCCGUAUUUGCAAAAUAAUCAGAAUCAGAAUAUGAAUACCUUGAAUACGAACAACUUGCGUACGAUACAUACGAUCGAGAAGAGACCGAGCCUACAAGAGACCAGCAGUUUGCAGCAAUUACAAAAAACAUUGCAACGUACAUACAGCGCGCCGCGAGACCGCUUUUUGGGACAUCCUACCAAUGGAGCGAAUGAAACGACGGAGCCGGAAAUCAACUCUCGCCUGGAAUCUCUUUGCUUGAGGAUGACUGAGCAAGCGAUCGGCGGAUUCGGUGAGGCCUAAAUGUCUAGGAUCUAACGUAAGUCAUAUUUGAACUUCGAAUGUUCGACUUCGAAAAUUUAUUUGAGAAAAAUUCUGUUUGCCAAAAUACACGAGCGAGCGAGACAGCGCGCAUAUUCAUGAGUCAUCGUUGUAAAGUGAUACGUCAAUGGGGAUGACAUAUUUUUUGUUGUGUGCAAACACCUGCGUGUACGCACUUACGCUUUAAUAACCCUACCAAAUCGAAAAAAUGUCCGAAAUGUGCGACAUUAUUAUGAGAGAGAGAUAAAGAUAGGUCAUUCUUCGAGGAUCGAAUGACUUUUACACAUACACAAUACACACAUAUACACGUGUAAAUCAUAUUUUUAUUAUAUCCGAUGCAAUUGUACUAUUUAAUUGACAGAAUUUGGCAAGCCAAAUGCUAUUAGAAAGAUAGAGUCUUUCCUCGACUAUUUGCUGCAUCCAUAUAUAUAAAUAUAUAAGAAAAAGUAUAUAUAUAUAUACGUAUGAGAUAAUACAUAAAAUAAUAUUGCAGAAUAUUGCAUGGUAAUGUAAUGUCAUCUUUUUCACUCUUUUCUCUCCUCGUGUUUUAUAUGAUUAAAAUAUGAGAAAGAGAGAGAAAAAUGAAAAAAUGAUAUUACAUAUUCAUGCGAUGUAAUGCAAUAUCAUUUUUCAUGUUAUUCAUUUUGAGAAAUGGAAUUUGUCUGAUUUUAAGCACCAGAAGAUGUAAUAACGUAAUGUAAUUCAUUUUCAAUAAUUAGACUCAUUUUAUUUUUUUUUAAAUAUUAUAUUACUAUUAUUAUUAUUAUUACGUUAAUAAUAUAUUUUUACUAUUAUCAUUACUAACAUUAUCAACAUCAGUAUCACUACAGUAUAAAUAUAAUCUUACUAUCACUACAGUAGAAGUUUUUACUAUUAUCAUUACCAACAUUUCAACAUUAUUAUCACUAUAGUAAAAAGAUAAUAUCACUAUUAUAGUAAAAAUAUAACAUUAACGUAAUAAUAAUAAUAAUAGUAAUAUAAAAUUAAAAAGAAGUAAAAUUAGUAAAUUUAUUAAAAAUUAGCUACAUUAUGUUACUAUGUCUUCUGGCACAUACAAACGAAUUCCUUUUCUCAAAUGAAAAAUAAUAUUGCAGAACAUUGCAUAGUAAUGUAGUGUCAUUUUUUUACUCUCCUAUUUCUUUCACGUGUUUUAUACGAUUUAAAAUACAAGAAAGACAGAAAAAAGGAGAGUGGAAAAAUGACAUUACAUCACCAUGCAAUGUAUUGCAAUGUCAUUUUUCAUGUUAUCCAUUUUUCAAAAUGGAAUUCAUCUGAUUUUAAGCACCAGAGAAUUUUGUAGUAGCGUAAUAUAAUUCAUUUUAAUAAUUGGACUGAUUUUAAUUAUUUUUAAUGCUAUAUUACUAUUAUUAUGGUAAUAUUAUAUUUUUAUUAUUAUCAUUAUAUUAACAUCACUAUCACUAUACUAGCGCUACUAUUGCUCCUAUUACUAUUAUUAUUAGCACAACACUAUUACUACUCUAUUCCUAUUACAUACUAUCAUCACUAUUAUCAAUCUUACACCACUACCGUUUUAUCUAUCGCUCUUACUAUUACUAUACUCCGUCUAGAAAGUGAGCAUGCUUAAAGAAUUGACACUUUGUCGCAUAAGUUAAUCCGCGCAUACGUUUAAAACUUAAUCUCAACUAUACCGGAAAGCACAUAUGGCGGCGUGUAUGCUUCGUAGUUUGCGCACAGAUCUCGUGAUUUUUUUAUUUCGGUUGACGGAUUGCACCCCGUUUCUUUUUUUCUUGUUUUUAUAAAAUGAUAGGCUAUUAUGAAAAUGCGAAUAAAUAUACAAUAAUGGAUAUUAAGGGCCUUACGUGGAGGGGACGAGCGAACGUAUAUAAGAGAUGUAGAAAUUUGAUAUUAUAAAGUAGCAGUGAAAUUCGGGGGAGGGGGAAGGGGCAGACUGACGCUAUAGACCGUGGCGCGACAUCGAAAUCUGUGGCUUUAAAUUAUAAGCAUACAUCGUAUUUAACCUAUUUAGCAUGUUGAAGUAGCGUCGCGAGUAAUAUAGCAUAAUAUUUUUUCGUGCAACCAGAAAAAAUUAAAUUUAUUAAAUUGUGUAAUGCUAGUGAGAAUAAUAAUCGAUUAUUAUGAGAGGUAAGAAAAAAAAAAUGAAAGACUGAAUAAUUCACGCGCCACGAUCCGUCGGUUUAGAAUCCUGAAUGCUUCACUAUCCUUCCGUUCGUACGGAUUUCGUGCGCGCGUGGAUAAAAUAAUUGGAAGACUGCGAAGAUGGAAAAACUUGUCAAAAUAUUAAGAAUUAGCGAGCGAGCGAAAGGAAGAAAGAAAGAGCGAAAGAGAUGCAAAAAGAACGAGCGAAAGAAUAUCGAAGUUUAAGGAGAUAAAAUUAGUUAAUUAGUAUAUAUUAUAGCGAUUAUUAUAAUAACAACAAUUAUAUUCUGCUAGAGGAUAAUACAUGUAAGAGACCGCGCGAUGAUUUCUCGAAUUCAGGAUUAUCCUGCUAAGAAUUGUAAUUUAUAGUAAUGACCGUACACACAAGACGAAUACCUAUACUUAAUCAUUAUUUCGUUUCACAUACACAAUAUAUUUUUACUCGAUCAGCGGCAAUAGCAGCACCACCAAAACUAUAUCCGAUCAGUUAUAUUUAUAUACAUAUAUCUAUAUGAUAUGUAUCGCGAAACUCUACGAAUUCCAAGAGAGAAAUGAUCAAAAGCUAGUCAAAUGAUACGUUUUUAAUUUCUACCAGUUAUAGUUAAUUAAUUGUACAUUAAAUCCACAUAUACACACAUUGCCAGGAAUCACAUAGAGACACGAUAGAACACAUAUAUUCACACACAUAUACAUACAUUUAUAUUCACACGGUUACAUACACGCAAUAAAUAAAGCGAUCCGAGCGAAAACGUAUGCGAAAAAGCUCAAAGACUGCUCCUAAGCGACAUCAGGAAUUUCAUUCAACGUAGAAUUACUACUUAUAUUUCAUCUAUUAUCGAAGCGCAUCAUCUAAUCUCCAACUGAUAAAGGCAGGACCUGAUUUAUAAUAAAGAGGAUGCAAAGAGAUUUUAUCCGCGAAACGUAUGCAUAUAGAAAUAAAGGAAAAGAAAAAAAAAAAAAAAAAAAAAAAAAAAAAUCUGCCGAGGAGCCGCCGCUACGUUAAUUUUAUGCCAAUUGAUCAUUAAUCUAUCAUCAUUGUUAUUUGUGGUAAGCUUACGUGGCAUAGUGUAACAUAUAUACUUAGUACUUACACACGCAAUCGUUGUCAGGAUCGCUGGACACCUGUCUUGCUCAAAAUUAACUAUCGGCGGCGAUUGUUUCGUAGCUUUCGAAGGCGCGAUGCGCGUGAACGAGCGAUAACGAACGGAUAAGCAAAUUUUGAUUUAAAAUCUAAUUUUAAUCGCAAAUUGGAAAAUCAUAAGGAGUUAUGAAAAUGAACGUUACGGGUAAAUAACAUGAAGGAAGAGUUUCUCUCGAUAAAACAAAUGCUAGUAGUGGCAAAUAUAAAAUGUAAAUUACAGUCGUAAAAAUAGGUUACUAAGUGAACGAUACCGUAAAAAAUUUUUUUAUUUAUACGCGAUCAGUAUUUAUUGAUAAAAUUACUUCGCUUCGCACACUACAAUAUGAUAUUUAUAUAUGUAAUUCUCUGUUAAUGCGUAUACUGUAAAUACAUAAUUUCUUGCGAUUUUCCAGUUUGUAAUUGCAUCUGCGCAUAUACACGUGUGCACAUUUUAUACGUUUGACUCGUUACAUUCAUAUCGAGUUUCUCUGGCCAUCCUUCUUAAAGUUUGGAUGGCUAUAAAAUGUUCCACUGUUUGCCAUGUUCUGUUAUCCGCUCGUCGAUCUCGGUUCAGGAUAGAUGAAAAGUAGAUAUAUAUGGGGCAAAAGUUCGCGAGAUAUCCUUUGGCCGGAUACUUGCACACUAGAGAAUUGCGCGCUUAAUUGUAGUAGUAAUUCUCAUAGAGUGAUUUUUCUCGAUUGAGAUUUCGAGUACGAGACGAUGCGAGUUUCCGGCUGAAGAUGUCCAGACGACGGCCCAGAUAGCAAAUGGUAAAUUAGAUUCGGUGCGGUAAAAUAAGACCGGACGUGUAGCGACUGAUUUGCUUUAAGAGAAAGCGCGACGCGCCAGACGCUUUUUCUUUUUUUGUACGCGCGGGAAGGGAUUCGCACCCUUCGUCGGGAAAUACUAGUGUUCACACGUUUUGCCGCAGCUUCUCCGGAUAAUACUAGAUAAGCUGUAAUAAGACCCUUCGAAUCUUCGUCAGAGAUGAUUGCUAACCCCUGGGAUACCUUAGUCAUAUAAGUAAGCUGGGCAACUUGUAAAAAUGCAAUUUUUGUACUGUUAUAAAAAAAAAAAAGUUGAAUAGACGAGGGUACACUGACGUUGUAGCGUGAAAAAACAUUUUUCAAUAAAAGAUUUUUCAUACGCAUGCAUUGUAUACUGCAAUUAAUACUGAUGUACUUGUGUAUUAAUUGCAUAUAUCUACACUGGUGGAAAGUGAUUUAAAACAUCUUUCAUUAUGUCAUAUUGUAGAGAAAUUAUGUUAUAAUAUUUUAAGAAUAAUCGAUUUUUUAUUUGACGAUUUUUUUCUUUCAGAUAUUCACUUUUACAUUAGGUUACAUUUAAUGCACAUUUUAAUAUAUACAAUACGAAAAUAUUCUGUUACUGAAUACAAAGAUACCAUUCGAUCAAUUCAGUUAUAUCUAAAACAAAUGUUUGAUUAGUUCUAGCGUAAUUACGUCCAAUUAAAUGUGAUUUCUCAUUAA
Molecule: messenger RNA, 6378 nt
Organism: Formica exsecta
Lineage: Eukaryota; Metazoa; Arthropoda; Insecta; Hymenoptera; Formicidae
Gene: smg
Product: protein Smaug homolog 1
Exons: 8
Biological process (GO): negative regulation of translation; regulation of DNA-templated transcription; regulation of mRNA stability
Cellular component (GO): P-body
Molecular function (GO): mRNA binding; protein binding; translation repressor activity
Source: RefSeq, a predicted model, not a curated record